CGGCCGGGUUUUGGGAUGUUCGCUGACCGUGGGGCCCGGCUCUCCCUGCUCGGGGCCCGGCUCUCCCUGCUCAGGCCCCGGCCGCGCCAGCCCCCGCUCCGUUCCGGGGCCCCUCUCGACCCUUCUUCGCGGCGGCCGCACACGGGGUUAAACGGCUCGUCCGGCCCCGCUCCUCCUUCCUGCUUCCCGUCGCCCCGUUCUUUCGCUUUCACCUUAGCGGCGGGGGCCCCGGCCCCGGCCCGGCCGGCCAUGAACCUGAUUUUUGCCAUGGUGCUGGUCGCGCAGCUGGACGGUGCGGAGGGUGUGAAGUGUGGGCGGGGAGAGUACCCCGUAGGUGCCGAGUGCUGCCCCAUGUGUGGUGCCGGACUUCGGGUUUACAAGCAUUGCACUGCCAGUUCCAGCACGACAUGCAUACCGUGUGUUGCGGAUACAUACACAGAUCAUCCCAAUGGUUUAGAACGCUGCAUGGAUUGUAAACUGUGUGAUAAAGGAGCCAACCUAGUGCCAGAAGUAGCAUGUACCUAUACGAAGAAUACUGUGUGUGGCUGUCCCCCUGGGUACUUCUGCAGUUAUUUUGGGACUGAAGACUGCGAACUUUGUCAGCACUACACUGUCUGCUUUCCUGACAGUAUGGUAAAAGUAAAGGGUACAAAAACCACUGACAAUGUGUGUGAAGCCUGUCCUCCUGGAACCUUCUCAACAGCCAACAUGCCUUACAAUUGUACAUCACAGUCCACACGUCAGGAGGACGGGCUGGUACAAGGAGAGGGCAGGAAUACCCCCUCUGCUGCAGUAUUCGUUGUUCCUGUUCUUGUAGUAGCCCUGCUAGUUGCUACAGCCAGCCUUGCGUACAUCUGGCAAAGGAGGAGAAGGAAAAGCCGUGUGCCACCGGUGCAGGAAUCUGGGGGUGGACAGCAGGGUCAGGCUUUGAUACUAACCACGGACAGUCGGGACCAAACAACUGUUCCUGUGCAGGAAACCGGUGAUGAGCCAGAGGAAACCCGGUCUGAAUAGCCAUUUUUGUUUGAACUAUUGUGGACAAUGGAGAUUGUUUAAAAAAAAAAAAAAAGACAAAAAGGAAAAGACACCUUGAAAAUGAAAAGGAGGAUCUGCAAAGGAGCUAAGGAAAGAGCCAAGUGGCAUCUUCUGAAGCACGGAAGUUGGAAAUAGCUGAUUGAUCAAGGCGUUGGUCGGUAUCGUCAGGGGUUGCAAAGCUCGUUCCUUUUCCAUUGCCGCUUUAUGGAGCAGUGGCUCGUGUGGUAUGCCAGGAGCUUCUUUCUUACUUACCAGCUGGGACAGUUACCACCUGGUGUGCAUGCAACUAUUCCAACAUAUGUUUGUUAGUGGAAAAAAAUAGCUUUUUUUCAUUUUAAAAGAACUAAUACAUAACACAUUUUCUAAAGGCAUUUUGUACAAAUUUUUCCUUUUUAGAAGUAAAGAUCAGCAAGUUCCAACCCCCUGCCCUGGGCAGGGACACCUCCCACCAGCCCAGGUUGCUCCAAGCCCCGUCCAACCUGGCCUUGAACCCCUCCAGGGAUGGGGCAGCCACAGCUGCUCUGGGCAACCUGGGCCAGGGGCUCACCCCCCUCACAGCCAAGAAUUUCUUCCCCAGAUCUCAUCCAAAUCUCCCCUCUUUCAGUGUAAAACCGUUCCCCCUCGUCCCAUGGCUCCCCUCCCUGCUCCAGAGUCCCUCCCCAGCUUUCCUGGAGCCCCUUUAGGGACUGGCAGGGGCUGGAAGGUCUCCCCGGAGCCUUCUCUUCUCCAGGCUGAACCCCCCCAGCUCUCUCAGCCUUUCAUGAAUGACUUACACACUAUUAUGGUCUUUUGCUUGUCACCUCUGGUCUAACCUGUACUCAUGUGUUACAACACAAAAAAGUUAAGGUGACUGUGAUGUCAAGAAAUAAAAUUCUUACUAAUGAAAACACAUUCUCUCUGUAAAAGAACUUUGCUGUUACCUGAAGUGAAAUUGCCAAGUUGCUUGGCUGUUGGCAUUGUCUUGAGGAAAAGCAUUGUUCUUAAAGAGCAUCACGGUGGACCUAGGUUUUUGAGGAAGGAUUUGGUGAGGAUAGUAAUGCUUUAUUUAUGGGCUAAGCCUGAGGUGAAGAAUUGUUUAUAAAAUGAGAUGCGGAAGAAGACGGGGAGAGGCAUGGAGAAACCGCGCGAUGGGUGCAGGGGGAGGGCUGGGAGGAGGUGCCGGGGGGAUGGACUGAGCAGGUGCUGAGAUUCCCUCUGGUCGUGUUGCACAGGGCGCAGAGGGAACCGUUACUGGAACUGGAGAGGGGCUGACACGGGAGGUGUCUGUGCAUUUCCAUUCUGAAUGACCCUAAGGAAGAGCAGAGGAGUGGGAGGGAGACGGGAGAGCAGCUUACAGGAACGGACACCGGUUGCCUGUGUUUUUCCUUCGUUCACGCGGUCCCUCUGAAUCCAUGUUCACCCAGGCCAUGGAUCUGGAGACUGCUGCGCUUUGACCAGCAAACUCGCACGCCUCUUCCCCACAGGACUAUGAGGAACGGAGGAAAAUGGGAAAGGGUUGUCUUUUUGCUUAGGGAAAAUAUGACAGACAACCUCUUCAUUUUAUUUUUUUUUUUAAAGUAUGUCAUUCUGCUCAGCAGAAUUAGUUUUGUAUUUUUUUUGCAGAGUAAGGUGACAUUUCAGAAACUCAACUUUAUGUUUUGUAAGAAUGGCUACAGGUAGCUGUAUAAAAGUACAUCUCUGUUGUAAAAUCAAGCUGCAAGCAACACAAAGGUUUCGGAGAAUGCUUUAAAAUUCCUUUUUAAAUUUCUGCUGUGUACGUGCAGAUCUGUCCAUGGAGUUUAACCUUCUGUUAAACUUAUAAGAACAGAAAUGUUGUGACUUUCAGUGGUUUUUUAAAGGUCCUAAUAAAAGGCAUGUUUAUGAAAACCUUUACAUUGCAAUAAUUGGAGAAGGACAAACUCUACAAUUUCUUUUGCUGCUAGCUAUUUUUAUAUAAAAAAGGGUGCCCAUGCUAUUUACAAUCCCAACGUUAAAGUUCCAAAAGUCUCUGAAACUAAAAGAGAUAGAGCCUUUGUUGGUUCCUGUGUCUGCUGAGAGGCACAAAAAAAGAGGGAGCCCGGACUUUAUUGUGUUUUUAGAAUCUGCUUUUGACAGUCAAACGUGUGACAAGUCAGUGAGGCGUUUGUAACAUUCGGACAGAUCAGUGGCACCCAGCAAAGGCAUUACUGGUUUUUUUGGUUUUGCCAGUUUUGUGGCUGGUCUGAUAUGACUUACACGUGUGGGGUAAACACAAUUUAUUUUUUUUUCUGACCUUUUUCCUCUAGAUUAGUAGCUCGUUAAUGUUUCACAGGGUUUGAUGUUUUCCAGCAUGCGGCUGACUAGAAUUUGCUGAUUGUUAACCGCUGCUUCUUCCUCCGCUAUAAUUGUGUACGAAGGGUUACUGCCAGCGUUUAGUAAAAAGCUUUCUUGAGUGGUUUCAAGAUAAAACCAAACCCCCAAACGGAGAGAGUUCAGAGAACAGUGACGAGGAAACUUCAGCCUUCUCUGUGCUACCUGCAGCCGUGGGAAGUUGGAGACGGAUUUGUCGGCAGGUGGCAGCAUGGGAGAAGGAAAGGCUGCGGUUCCUCUUCCUCUGGAAAACACGAAAUCUGAAUCUUCCUUGUUUUCCGAAGUGGAGGAAAAGACGAUCUUGUACGGGGCUCUGCUCCUUUGAAAAGAACUAAAAAGUCAUCGCAACUCUACAGCUGCUGAGGAAGGUGUGAAGCUUCGGGUAGGAGCAGGUAUUGCUUGUAGCUGAAAUCGCUGUCCUGAUUUGAAGUGGGGAAACCAGUUGCAGCUUAAACUUCACCUGAUUGUGGGAUAAAUGAUAAUCAGUGUCUUGGGAGCACAGCACAUUGUCCCUGUAGCACCAAAACGGGCUCCCAAGGAUAGAAUGCUGGUAAAGCUGUGUUCUGUCACUGCCGUUGCUGUUCACAACCCGAGUACGUAGCUGCUGCCACCAGGAACAUGCAACAUAAUGGUCAGAUGCCAGAGAGCCCAGCAGCACGGCUGGCCGGUGGGAUGAGUGGUUGUGCCACGCGAUACUAACGGGCUGUGCUGGAAAACGUUACCUGGCAGACGGAAGGUUUUUGAAGUUCAGCCUGGUCAGGACCUGGAUCCUCCUGGAAAGGCGUUACCAUCCCUGCUCUGAACUUUGAAUUGGCACUUGCAUUAAACUGGGAUGGAAGGGAAGCCUACGGAUGGCACAGGUGUCAGAUGGAAACUGAAUGCCACGUGGUGAACUCGGUGCACAGGAACAGACCCUGCUUAACGAGCCACAGCCUUCAUUUCAAAGUCCUCUGCAUUUCUCCCUGUAGAUGUUCACGUACUGAUAGGUGACGGUCCGAGAAACUCCGCUGCUGCCCCUGUCCUCAGCUUGAAUUGUUUCUCACUGAUGGUAGCAGCACAUCUCCUCUUCUGCGGCCCUUGUGCCGUAUGAUUAUGGAAAAGUGACGUGGUGGUCAAUAGGGAGUGCCAGUUCCUAGUUGUUUCGAGCCCAGCUCUUACUCUGUUGUUGUCUGCUGGAGGCUGGUGGCAGGAGUGCGAUGGAGGGGGCUGUCCCCGGAGCGGGGAGGUGGAUGCAGCAGGGGUGAAACAGAAGGACACGGGUGGGACUGUAACGGGAGGCUGCAGCUUAUGCACUCGGGCUGCGCUGGCACAGGCACAGAGCGACAGAUGGAAAGAGUCUUCCGCAGGUGGGAGGCGUAAUAAACUUACAUGAAAAAAUAAAGUAACUUCCAUGUGCUGUUAUAAGAACUUGGAAUAAAACCUCCCAGGCACGUUUUAAUUAUCCCUUUAGCAGUUGCAUAUGCCAGAACUUCUAAUGGCACAUCUCUGGAGCUUAAUGAUUCAGCGGAGUAAUUAAAUUGUCAGCCAUGUGAACCUCCUCCACCUGACCUCUGCACGCCUGCGUGCAGUUUCCCCUGCUUGGCAUAUAUAUUCCGUUGUCACUUGCCCGAGUUCCCUCACGGCAGCAGUGGCUGCCAGGCAAUCCAGUAUCAGGCAGUUUCGUAGUCCCUCGCAAAGCAUAAAAUAAUGCAAUUCUCAAGGCCGGAACCGUGCUAUGAAUACGGUAACAAAGAACAAUAACUUGUAUUUUUAGAGAAGGAUUAUAUGCAAAUCUGACCUCGGACUAUUUCUGAGCUCUGCAGAGUACAUGCUGAGUUAAUAUUACUGCAAUAUUUGUAGUAUAUUUCUAGCUGUUCUAGCCCAACUAAAACAGUUACUAGCACUGCGUUACCGGUCACAACUUCGGUUGACUCUUCUUCCGUAAUGUCACGUGUUUGUUCUUGUGCUUAACUCUGACCUGUCUCGCGAGCAAGGGACCUUUCCAGCAUGUUGGGAACGUACCGAGCUGUAGACCCUGCUCCCCAGCCGUAAUUACUUCUGUAUUUCUUACAGUGCAACGAAGAGGCCUACAUCUGAUGAUAACAAAACCCAGGAGCGUGAAGUAGUUAAGCAGAAAUGGAGGCGCAAGGACAGUCUUUGUUCUGUUACUCCCUGUUUGCAGCGAACUUGCCUUUUGGCAUUAACGGCCUCGUGCGAUAGCUGCGCCACUGCAAAUAUGAGAGUGUGUUAUAUGGAAGAGAUGCUGUGCCAGAUUCUGUCCUUGAAUUUGUGACAAUGUUCAUAUUGGCAAUCAAUAGUUUGUAUUUAUUUCUAUUUUUUCCCUUUAGAUAUUGUCUCUUGUAUUUUACAUUAAAAAGUUACUC
This is a messenger RNA of Chroicocephalus ridibundus (black-headed gull), 5726 nucleotides long. It is a transcript of the gene TNFRSF14, whose product is annotated as TNF receptor superfamily member 14. The transcript has 10 exons. Gene Ontology annotation, biological process: signal transduction; immune response; positive regulation of T cell migration. The record is from RefSeq and is a predicted model, not a curated record. Bases 16 to 1014 code for a protein of 332 amino acids. Gene Ontology annotation, cellular component: external side of plasma membrane; membrane. Gene Ontology annotation, molecular function: protein binding; transmembrane signaling receptor activity. Lineage: Eukaryota; Metazoa; Chordata; Aves; Charadriiformes; Laridae.